AACGCUUCCAGGUUCCUCUCACAUUUCGCCGCCCCCGCUUCUCACCAUCUCAACCUCUGGCCCUAGUUGUCGGACCGCAACCAUGGAAGGCGCACCAGACAUCAACACUGUCCUCACAAACUCGCUGAGUCCCGACGCGACUCUGCGAAACGCGGCCGAGCAGCAACUUACCCUUGCCGCCGAAACCAACUUUUCCCAAUACCUCUCGACACUCGUCCAAGCGCUGGCAAAUGAGAGCGCCGAGGGUCACAUUCGAGCAGCGGCCGGUAUUGCGCUGAAGAACGCCUUCACAGCGCGCGAGUUUGCCAGGCAAGCCGCGCUACAAGCAAAAUGGCUCAACCAAACCGACCAAGAGACCAAGACGCGCGUCAAGGAGCUCGCUCUGCAGACGCUUUCCUCCACAAAUACCCAGGCCGGACAGGCAACCGCCCAGGUCGUUGCCGCAAUCGCUGCGAUCGAGCUACCGCGGAAUCAAUGGCCCGAGCUCAUGCACGCGCUGGUACGGAACGUGAGCGAAGGCACCCAACACCAAAAGCAAGCUUCCUUGACUGCGAUCGGCUUCAUCUGCGAGAGCCAGGAUACGGAUUUGAGAAACAGCCUUGUUAGCCACUCCAACGCCAUCUUGACCGCCGUUGUGCAAGGUGCGCGCAAGGAGGAGCCGAACAACGAAGUCCGCCUCGCUGCCAUCACUGCCCUCGGCGAUUCUCUCGAGUUCGUGGGCAACAACUUCAAACAUGAGGGUGAACGCAACUACAUCAUGCAGGUUGUCUGCGAGGCUACGCAAGCCGAGGAUUCCCGGAUACAGCAGGGCGCGUUUGGCUGCCUGAACCGCAUCAUGGCCCUUUAUUACGAGAACAUGAGGUUCUACAUGGAGAAGGCCCUGUUUGGCCUCACCAUCUUGGGCAUGAAGAACGCGGACGAGGACGUUGCCAAGCUUGCGGUUGAGUUCUGGAGCACCGUCUGCGAGGAAGAAAUUGCCAUCGAGGACGACAACGCCCAGGUCGAGAGUUCCGAGCAGAUGCGGCCGUUCUUCAACUUUGCCCGCGUCGCAACCAACGAAGUCGUUCCGGUCCUUCUCGGUCUCCUAACCAAGCAGGACGAGGAUGCGGCAGACGAUGAAUACAACAUUUCGCGCGCCGCUUAUCAGUGCCUUCAGCUUUACGCUCAGGCAGUCGGCGCGGCCAUCAUCCCGCCCGUCAUCCAGUUCGUCGAGGCCAACCUCCGUCACGAGGAUUGGCACAAUCGGGACGCGGCCGUGUCUGCUUUUGGGGCUAUCAUGGACGGGCCCGAGGAGAAGGUGCUGGAACCUAUCGUGAAAUCGGGCAUGCAGCCUCUGAUCGGUAUGAUGGAGGAUCCUUCCAUCCACGUCCGUGACUCUACCGCCUACGCGCUGGGCCGGAUCACCGAGGCCUGCUCAGAAGCCAUCGACCCGAACGAGCACCUCGAGCCCUUGAUUCGUUCACUCUUCAACGGACUCAUGAACAACCCCAAGAUGGCGGCGUCGUGUUGCUGGGCGCUGAUGAACCUGGCCGAGCGGUUUGCCGGUGACGUGGGCGCCGCCCAGAAUCCCCUGACGCCGCAUUUCAACCAGAGCGUUGCCAACCUGCUGGCGGUGACGGGCAGGAUGGACGGCGAUCCUGCCGCGCGCACUGCGGCAUACGAGGUUCUCAACGUGUUCGUGCAGAGCGCCGCCAACGACAGCCUCAGCGCCAUUGCCGACCUCUCGACCGUCAUCCUCCAACGCUUGCAGGAUACGCUUCCUCUGCAACAGCAGGUUGUCAGUGUUGAGGAUAGGAUUAUCCUGGAGGACAUGCAAACCAGUCUCUGCGCUGUGCUGCAGGCCACCGUUCAGCGGCUGGACAAGGAGAUUGCCCCGCAGGGAGACAAAAUCAUGCAGAUCCUGCUGCAGAUCCUGAGCACCGUGGGCGCUAAAUCAAGCGUUCCCGAGUCCGUCUUUGCGGCCAUCAGCAGCCUUGCGAAUGCGAUGGAGGAAGAAUUUGUCAAGUACAUGGAAGCUUUCUCUCCGUUCCUUUUCAAUGCGCUGGCCAACCAGGAAGAGCCGAGUCUCUGCUCGAUGGCUAUCGGCCUUGUCAGCGACAUUACCCGCUCCAUGGGAGAGCGUAGCCAGCCCUACUGCGACAACUUCAUGAACUAUCUCUUGAGUAAUCUCAGGAGCACUGCCCUUGCCAACCAAUUCAAGCCAGCCAUCCUCCAAUGCUUUGGCGAUAUAGCUAGCGCUAUUGGCGGCCAUUUCGAGACCUACCUUGCAGUGGUAGCCCAGGUAUUGCAACAGGCUGCUACCAUCACUGCUGGCGCCGAUGGCUCCUACGAAAUGUUCGAUUAUGUGAUCGCUCUGCGCGAGGGUAUCAUGGAUGCAUGGGGCGGGAUUAUUGGCGCGAUGAAGAGCAGUGGCAAGACCGGUAUCCUCCAGCCUUACGUGGCCUCCAUCUUCGAGCUGCUCAACAGCAUCGCCAAUGACUCCAACCGCAGCGAGGCGCUGAUGCGAUCCUCGAUGGGUGUUAUUGGUGACCUCGCAGACGCGUAUCCCAGCGGUGAGCUGGCAGACGCGUUCCGUCAAGACUGGGUAACAGCAAUGAUUAAGGAGACGCGGGCCAAUCGGGAGUUCCAGUCUCGCACCAUUGAGACUGCUCGCUGGGCUCGGGAGCAGGUCAAGCGGCAGAUUGGUGGCACACAGACUGUCAUGCAGCAGGCAUGAAGAUAA
Messenger RNA from Thermothielavioides terrestris NRRL 8126, 2722 nucleotides. RefSeq lists its product as uncharacterized. The transcript is spliced from 6 exons. Bases 83 to 2716 code for a protein of 877 amino acids. Gene Ontology annotation, biological process: protein import into nucleus. Gene Ontology annotation, cellular component: nucleus; cytoplasm. The record is from RefSeq and is a predicted model, not a curated record. Lineage: Eukaryota; Fungi; Ascomycota; Sordariomycetes; Sordariales; Chaetomiaceae. Gene Ontology annotation, molecular function: nuclear import signal receptor activity; small GTPase binding.